AUGUUGCGCGUAAUCGCCUUACUAGUGGUGGCCGCGGUGGCCGAGCACGACCGCGAGUUCACUGUGCGGGAGAACGCUCGGGCUGGCACUCUUGUUGGUAAUCUUGGCGAUGAACUACUUGAUGCCGCACCUCCAUAUACUAUAGUGCCAGUCCAAGGCAGUGCUGUCAAUGACGAUCUUAAAAUAGACCCUCAUACGGGAGAAAUAAGGACUCGAGUACCUCUUGAUCGAGAGAAUAGAGACCAUUAUGCUCUCGUAGCUAUACCCGCCAGUGGUGAUAAUAUCCGAGUCGUUAUCCGAGUCUCUGAUGAGAACGACAAUGCUCCAACUUUUCCUACACCCGUUAUGAACGUUGAGUUUUCUGAGAAUACACCUAGAGACGUUAAAAGAAAACUUAACCCAGCUAGGGAUCAGGAUUUAGGUAUAUUUAAUACACAAAGGUAUAACAUAGUGUCCGGUAAUACGGAAAACGCGUAUAGGCUCUCCUCACAUAGGGAGUUAGAUGGUGUUCUAUAUUUAGACCUUCAAAUAAAUGGAUUUCUUGAUAGGGAAACCACAGACCACUAUGAAUUGGUUAUAGAAGCAUUAGACGGUGGCACACCACCUCUAAGGGGAACUAUGACUGUAAAUAUAACAAUUUUAGAUGUAAAUGACAAUCCCCCAGUGUUCGCUGAAAGUGCAUAUUCUGCAACAAUACCGGAAAAUGCCACUAUUGGAACCACCGUUUUGAAAGUUUCAGCAACUGAUUCCGAUGCUGGAGAAAACGGAUUAAUCGAAUACUCAAUUAAUAGAAGACAAAGUGACAAAGAGAAUAUGUUUAAAAUAGACCCAGAAACGGGGGAGAUUACUGUUAAUAAGGCUUUGGAUUUUGAAACCAAAGAAUUACACGAACUUGUCGUUGUCGCUAGAGACAAAGGUGCACAAACAUUAGAAACGACGGCGUUCGUGUCUAUUCGGGUUACAGACGUUAAUGAUAAUCAGCCUACAAUAGACGUGAUAUUUUUAAGUGAUGAUGCAACUCCAAAAAUAUCUGAAUCCGCGCAGUUAGAUGAGUUUGUUGCUAGAAUAUCUGUGCACGAUCCAGAUUCUAAAACGGAAUACGCAAAUGUUAAUGUUACUUUGAGUGGUGGUGAUGGACAUUUCGAUUUGCGGACGCAUGAUAAUAUCAUCUAUUUAGUUGUAGUUGCGUUGCCGUUGGAUAGAGAAACUAGAUCUACCUAUACUUUAAGUGUAGUUGCUACCGAUAAGGGUUCGCCUCCAUUACACGCGUCGCGAAACAUCAGUCUUCGGGUGACCGACGUAAACGACAAUCCUCCAGUAUUCCUUGAGAGUGUGUAUAAAAAUAGUGUUCCUGAAGCUGCAGCGCCUGGUACGCCCGUCGUACAGGUAUCUGCAUCUGAUGCAGAUGAGGGGGAGAAUUCCGAAAUUCGGUAUUCAUUAUUGCCAACACCCCAAUCGGAAUGGUUUGCAAUUGAUGAGCGUUCUGGAUUAGUGACAACGCGUGCUCGGGUAGAUUGUGAAACGAAUCCCAUGCCAAAAUUAACAGUGGUGGCUACUGACCGCGGCUCACCUCCUUUGUCAUCAACUGCUACUUUGCUAGUGACCGUUUUGGAUGUGAACGACAACGAGCCUAUCUUCGACCAGUCUUUCUACAACGUCACCGUAUCCGAGAGCGAAGCCGUCGGCAGCUGCAUUUUAAAGGUAUGUUUUUGUUCUAAAUUCAAGGAUCAUAGUUAA
Parnassius mnemosyne (clouded apollo) is the source of this 1737-nucleotide messenger RNA. NCBI's taxonomy places the organism in Eukaryota, Metazoa, Arthropoda, Insecta, Lepidoptera, Papilionidae. The record is from the annotation of a GenBank genome assembly.